AUGCUGCUGGACGUGAACGACAGUCAAGCAGGUGCGAGCUUCAACUGGAUCCUUGACAGCGGCGCCAGCCGCCAUAUCGCGAGUGACGAUCGUUUAAUCAUCGAAAGCAAGCAGUACAACGAUGAGAUCUAUCUUGCUGACAACAAGAUGCUCGUGCUCACGAAGGCCGGAAGGGUGCGUCUGUUUGUGACAUCGCGCGGCGAGCAGCGUCAGAUCGAGCUUUCGGACGUUUACUACGCACCAAGUCUUGCGCACAACCUCAUCAGCUACGGAAAUUUCGAGCAUCUUGGGUACCCACUCACUUACACUGAAGAUGGGCGUGAAUCCGCGAUCAAGACAGCAGACGUGAUCCUUUCUGCUCUUGAGGAGGAGGCGACGGCAGAUGUGUCGCCUGAUGUGCAAGAAUCGACACUCGUGAAAUUCCAGUAG
This is a messenger RNA of Peronospora farinosa, 429 nucleotides long. The record is from the annotation of a GenBank genome assembly. Lineage: Eukaryota; Oomycota; Peronosporomycetes; Peronosporales; Peronosporaceae.